UCCGACCACAAAAUAUCCCCCCGCGUGCGUCCGACUGUCAAACUAAAAAUAGCAGCAACAUUUUCUUUCCGGUUCCAGGUUUGUUGUUGAUUAGUGUUUUCUAUGUAUUUCUGCACCUGAGCGCAUCAUUUAUUCAAUCGCCCACAAUUUUCGUUGAAAAUUCAGUGCAUUUUGCCUCGCCAGCCAAUUGCUUCUAGAACUAACCUUAAAUUCUCACCAAGCGUCCAUUUCAUAUGUAGACUUCGGUAGAAGAUUGUUAUAUUUAUGUGAUUGGGUGCCCCAACAGUGCCCAAUGGAGCGACCCCUAAGGAGUGUGUUAGAGUAUAUUCGAAACUUCUUCACGUUUCCACAGCCUGAAGGGGUUCGGAAACGCCGGUCUUCGAUUUUCGAUACUCCAAGCAGGGCUAAAAUUAUGAAAAUGUCGCCUUGUUUUGACAAUGUUUCCAGUAGGAUUACACCUAUCAACGAGGCAUAUGGCUCGUGUUUGUUGCCACGUAAAGUAGACCACUCCAAAAGCCCUUCGGUUCUUCAUAUGACUAACAGAAAGCCAAUGAGCGCUCUGAGAGCCGAAGAGGUUGUGUUUGUUGAUGAUGAAGAUGAUAUUACCGAGGUGCCGAGACGAUUCGAUUUCCACAGCAGAGGAAACCACGCGUCUACACCAUAUUUCUCUAAAGUUCAGUCUCAAAAGCAUACCACUUCUAACACAAAUUGCGCUCAGAAUGGAGAUGAUGAUAUCAUUUUCGUAAAAAGCAGCAAAACUCCUGCAAGAAGACAAUUAGAAGCGAAAUUGCUGGGUUUCGACUACAUCAAGGCACAACCCGUCAAAGAAAAGAGUCUUUUCACCAUAGGAUCUGGCAGCACUCAAAGGGGUGCAAAGCCGAAAGACAAGCCUGUAUACAGAUCCCCAAAGAAUAGAUCGCGUGAUUCCCUUUUACUCUCGGACUAUUCGGAUCAGUUGGAAGACAAAAUUCGGUAUAAAAAACUGCUUGAGCAGUCCAGUGGUUGUGAAUCAUCGAGUUUCCACACGCCAGUGGGUAGAAUUUUUGAAAGUUACAACUUGUUUAACUCAGCUAAACCUACAGGUUUGAAUAAAACUGAAGUUAAGCCUAAAGACACUGUUAAAAAUAGGAUUAUGAAAGUGUUGGACGGUUUAGAAAAUGAUCCAGUUGUCGUAAAAGACUCGGAUUCUGAGGACAGUGUCAUUAUCGUAAAUCCUCCAUCUCCCAAGCCGGAUAUCCAGGUUGAUCCUAUAAACAGUUUAAAGAAAAUUGUAGAUUCUUCCGAAGCAAGCAAAGGAGACUGGCUAACCAAAAUAGUAGCAAACCAUAGACAGUAUGUUGAAGAUCGACAACGCGAAAUCGACAACAUCAGACAAUGUAACAAGCAAUCAGAAGAGUUAAAUAGGGACAUUAACAUUGAACUGCUGAGGCGCAAAGUCAGCGACUGUCUUCAACUCAAAGAUCUGAUUCUGCCUGAAAUAAUAUUAGACGCCGAUAGUGAACUUCCGGAAUUAACAGAUGAGCAAUUGCGCAUGGUGGAUAGGGCGUUUAGAGGGCCUCCGAACGAAGUCCUGGCUCAGAAGUUCAAUUUGAACAUAACUAGAAGGGACCUGAUGACUCUUUCAGGGCUGAACUGGCUCAAUGAUGAGGUGAUCAAUUUUUACAUGAAUCUCAUCAUUGAAAGGGGAAAGAACCCGAAAUGGCCCAAGUCCUACGCUUUCAAUACAUUCUUCUACACGAAGCUGACCAAGGAUGGACCUCAAUCUUUGAGACGUUGGACCAAGAAAGUUGACUUGUUUUGCUACGAUCUUAUUUGCGUUCCGAUACACUUGGGUAUGCACUGGUGCAUGGCUAUAAUUGACUUCAGGGAUAAAUCCAUCAGGUACUACGACAGCAUGGGCAGUCCGAACACUAAAUGCCUAGAAGCCUUAAGGAAGUAUCUAGAAGCUGAACACAUGGACAAGAAGAGUUCGGUGUAUAACACCAAAGACUUCACGUUGGAGAACAUGGACGAUAUCCCACAACAAAUGAAUGGAAGCGACUGCGGCAUGUUCGCAUGCACUUUUGCGGAAUUUAUUACGCGCAAUGCCAAAAUCGUAUUUUCGCAAGACGACAUGCCGUAUUUGCGAAAGAAAAUGGUCGUGGAAAUUAUGACCGGUGAUUUGUUGGUACAGUGAAAAUAUCGAUGUUAGAAUUGGCUCGCUAUUCUCAUCAGUAAAGAUAAGGUCUUGGCUGCCCUUCUAUACCCAAUGAUUUGAAUACAUAAUUUCUGUAAGUGUAGUUUUAUUAUUUGUUUGAGCCCCAACGUUCGAUUUUUGUAAAUUAUUUCCAGUAGCAUAAUUACGUAUUUAAGGGUUGUUUUACACUUAAGUCCAUAUGUAGUUGUAAGAUGAGGUCACAGAGUUAACAAAAUAUUCUACUGGGAACUGUUUGAAGGCCAAUAGAAGAAUAUAUAAUUGAUUUCUUACCAACAAUAAAUUUUGAACAGAU
Molecule: messenger RNA, 2489 nt
Organism: Dendroctonus ponderosae (mountain pine beetle)
Lineage: Eukaryota; Metazoa; Arthropoda; Insecta; Coleoptera; Curculionidae
Product: sentrin-specific protease 1
Exons: 6
Coding region: 293-2176 (627 amino acids)
Biological process (GO): protein desumoylation
Cellular component (GO): nucleus
Molecular function (GO): deSUMOylase activity
Source: RefSeq, a predicted model, not a curated record